AUGGCGGAUGACGAGAAGAAGGAAGAGAAGGAGGAGAUGGAGGAGGAGAUGGAGGAGGAGGAGUCAGCCAAAGGCGACGAAUCGGAUUACUUAAUUCCGGGAAUACCCGACGAAUCCUUGGGUUCCUUAAACACGAUCCAGUCGCCUAUCGUGUCCAAGGUUUCCAAGAUCGAGUCUUAUAUUUCAGGAGUAAAAGAAAAUCUGUCUACGAGAGGAUCGAGCGGGAGAGAAUCGUUGCGAGGAAGUCAGGCCAGAGAUCGGAGUUUUGAAAAUGGUAAGGUGCGCCAAGAAGCUUUGGAGGAGUCGUCCAAGAGCGAAGAGGGUAUCGGUAAGACCGAACAAAUACCGUUGAACGGUACAAAGAGCUCGCUGGAUAAAUUGGAACAAGUUCGGAAGCCUAGAAUCGGGAGACUGCAACGUCAAUGUCAGCGUCGUUUCCGCGAGAUAAUCGGCAAACGCGAGAUGAAGAACGAAGAGCUGGAGAAGCAGCAGGGCAACUUGAAACAGCGACUCAACAUACUGGAAUGUUCGAUGCCCGCGGUGAUGGUGUGGAAUAUCUGGCGAAUGACGCAGGGCGGCUCCGUUCCGAACCUUGGUCGAGUCCUCGAGAAACAGUUCCAGGGAGCCGCUUCGGGAGAGGUGUACUGUCCGAGCAGCCCCAGUCGUCACUUUGAUUGCAGGGUCAGAGAGGUCGAGGCUGAGAGGAAACAGGCGCAGAAAAGGCUGGAAGAGGCGCGAACGCUUUGGCACGAGAAGAUGGCCACUCUGGAGGACCGAGAGAAAAUGCUGGAGGAGGCCAGGAAACUCGAAAAGGAGCAAAAGGAGAGGAUCGAACAACUUGCCGUCGAGGCUCGGAAGCUAAGGGAAGCCAAAAGCGCCGUGGAAGACGAGGGAUCCUGCCAAGCUGGAGAAUGCGGGGUCAUCGAAUGUAAGAAAAAAUGGUUAGAUAAAGUACCAAGCAACGCUUCCAUAAAAUCGAGCGACAUCGAGUGCUUGGAGAAGCUGCAGGAACUAGCGGAGGCCGAGUUGAAUAUGAAAAGGCAGAUCGCCGACUUGGAGCGUCGAGAGGAGGACUACAUGAGGACACUCCAGCAAGCGGACGAGCUCUGGUCGAAGCUCGAGGGUGACGCGGCCAGCACGUUGAGCGGUUUGCAGGAGCAAUUGGACACAAAGACGGCUGCGAAUCAAGAAAUGGCUGAUCGUAUUUGCCAGCUGGAAGACGAGCUCGAAAAGCUCAGGACGCGAAUGGCCUCGUGCAGAUCCGAACUAGAAAAGUUCCUAAGUAUCGGAAAGAUCGAGACUCUGAUUGGCAGGGAUGACGACUUUGCGGACGUUACGGAUGGAACAACCUCGUUUGGAAUCGUAACUAAGCACGAAACGAUCGGUAGAGACGACGACUUUGCGGACGUCGAUGAAAAGGACGUUUCGAUCAUGAGAGAAAUGGCAGAGAAGGACACGCUGGCUCGACCGGAUAUGCACGAAGCUGGCCUGGCCAUUCAUCCGGACGACUUGAUUCGCGAGAACCAAAGACUGAUGGAAGCCGCGGAUUACCUGGCUCGAUUGGGUUCCCUUUCAGCGUUGGACGCCGACGAUGAUUACAUCUGUCCUCCGGACUUUGACUGCAACGACCUACAGCUCACGGAAACUGGUUUAACCGAGGAGGAGUUGAUCGCUUUUAAGGAAAACCGUGUCACGGCGAAGGAGCUGCUCGAGAAAGACACUGCCAGAAGAAAAGAAGCCGAAACGACGCCGACGCCUACGGAACGAGCGGAACAGAGAGGAUACGGAACGGCACCAGAGGCUAUAGGAGCACAGGAUCGAGUGUCGUCUAUACGAGAACAAGACGUUGACGUUGACGUUGACGUUGACGUUGGCGUUGGCGUUGUGGAGACUACAGGAACAAAAGUUGAAGCUUCGAUGGAACGAAAAGACGCGGAGGAAUUCGAGAGGGAAAGUCGCUACGAAAGGAUGCCUCCCAAAGAUGAUUCUAAAGACGAAACGAUAGGAGAAGAUAUCGUCGAGGCUGAUGCCGCGAUAAGUUUUGCCGAUAGGGUUGACGGACUCGUCGAACAGACCGAUCGUUUUUGGGACCAUGACAAAAUUCUCGUCUCGAAGAAUGACAUGUUAACAUGGCAGAACAAUGUCUUUGUAAUCCGUCAAACGAUUACUAAAUGUCCAGAGUGUCGUAUAGCGACGAAGGAUGCCGAUAAUUUGGCCGAGAUGCUAGCGCGAUAUAUUGGCACGGAAGCGAAGGAAGCAGCGAAGGAGGUUGCAUCCAUAGAAAAAGAGGUAAAAGUCGAAGAGGAAAUGGCUCGAGAAGAACCCGCAGAAAUUGAAGCAAAAGUCGCGCCAGAGGAUGAGACGGUGACAGAAAUUGAGGAAGUCGAGGUAAAAGUAGCAACGGUGGUGGUGGCGGAGGAGGAGGAGGAGGAGGUGACUGUAACAGCAGAACAAGAUGCCGAGUUAGUACCCGCGAUCCAAGUUACGGAUGAAAAAAGAGAAGAAAUCGAAACACCGAUAAUACCAGACAUUGAUGUAAAAUCGUCUGCUGAGACGAAAAUUGACGAGUAUCCGCCAGAGUCGGCCACGACACCGUCAGCAAAAGUCGUAAGCGAGCCAGCCGAUCGUGUCGUCGUACCCAAAGUUCCGGAUAGAUUCGACCGAACAGAAUCUCCGUUACGAUUAGACGAAGAGCAACAGGAAGAGAAAGAAACGCCAACGGAAAAACUUGAAGCGGAAAUUGUUGCUGAUACGCAUCGACCAUUAGUACCAGACGAACUAGAACUAACCGAAGCUAAACAAGUAGAAAUAAUACCAAAAGAGCAAGAGGUACGAGUAGAAAGGUUAGCGAUGAAAGAAGAUGGGGCAAAAGUACUACCGCCGAAGGAAGAGAAAGAAGAAGACCAGAUAGAUGUAGCGUCGAUAGAAUUAGAAAAGGAAAAAGACGCGCCUUCCGAGAAAGAAGAAGAGACAGAAGCGGAUAUAAAAACAAAGGAUCAAGUAUCGGUACCCGAAGUAGAGGAAUUGAAAGUUGGAGUCAAGGAGAUGCCAAAAAAAGAAGAAAUACCAGAGAAAGAAAAAGUAAAAGAUGAAGUUGGCGUAAUCCCAGAAGAAGAAAUAUCAGAAGGAAAGCAAGUACAAGUCAAAGUUAAGAUAAUACCAGAAGCAGAAAUACCGGAAGAAGAGAAAGUAAAAGUUGAAGUCGAGCUAAUACCAGAAGCAGAAGUACCGGAAGGAGAGAAAAUAAGAGUCGAAGCCGAGCGAAUACCAGAAGAAGAAGAAAUACCGGAAGGAGAGAAAGUAAAAGUUGAAGUCGAGCUAAUACCAGAAGCAGAAGUACCGGAAGGAGAGAAAAUAAGAGUCGAAGCCGAGCGAAUACCAGAAGAAGAAGAAAUAUCGGAAGAAGAGAAAGUAAAAGUUGAAGUUGGCGUAAUCCCAGAAGCAGAAAUACCGAAAGGAGAGCAAGUAGAAAUUCAAGUCAAGCGAAUACCAGAAGAAGAAGAAAUACUGGAAGGAGAGCAAGUAGAGGUUGAUACAAUCAUCGUACCAGAAGAAAAAGAAGAAAUAAAAGUUGAAGAAAUUCUAGAACCGGAAGAAAAAGAAGUCGAACUCGAAGCAGAAGCACUGGCAGGUGCAAAAAUAGAUAUAGAAGGCGAACAAAUAAUACCAGAAGAAAAAGAAAUAGUCGUCGAGAUAAAAGUAAGGGAAGAAGAAACGGAGGAAACACCAGACGAACAACUAGAGGUGAAGAUACAAGUACUACCAGAGGAAGUGGAGGAAGCUAAAUUAGGAGAAGAAAUUGAGCAGGAGAUAGAUCAAGUUCUCGAAAAAGAAGCGGUCGAAAUAUUAUCGAAAGAAGAACCAUCUUCGCCCAAAGACCGAGAGGAAUCGGUUGUAAAAGUGCCAGAUGCGAUUGCAUCUGUUGAAAUUGCAGCCAGCGAAAUGGAAGAGAUUUCACUUGCUUGCGUGUGCGAAGAAACACCUAGCGUUCCAUCGACAACUUGUACGAUGGAAGUGCAAGAGGAACAGGAAGAAGAAGAAACGUCGCUUCCGUGUGUAUGCGAAGAUCCGCCUAGCACUUUGCCAGAAACUCAUCCUCCGGUUCAAGUGGAAGAUAUGUCUUCUAUUUGCGUAUGCGAAGAAUCGCUGAAAAUUUCACGGGAUACCCAUGCCGUGGAAAGCCUUUCGCAGCCCGAUCAAAAAUAUACUCCAUCUCCGUGCACGUGUAUAUCGGGAACCGUGACGACUCCGUAUCCAUCGGUGGAGCCAAUCGCGAAAAUGGAGAUGACUCAAACGGAGAUUACUCGGAUGGAGAUGUCCAAGACUAGGAUGCAAACGAUAACGCAAACAGUGUCCGAUAUCGGGACGCAAACGUGGACACAGACGCAAACGCAGACACAGUCGCUGUCGCUGUCGCUGUCGCUGUUGGGAGAGAGGAUGACGAGACGCGGUCAUCAGACUAAAAUCAUAACCGGUACGAGAAGAGUCGAUCCAGAAGCAGAAAUCAUGGAGGUACCGACUCGAUGGAAGAAGGUUUCGAAAGAGUCAUCGAUGAUUAGGAAUAACAGCGGUUCUCAGACAGAGAAAUCGAGUUUCCUUCGUAUCCUUCGAUCUCUCAAGUCCAGCGUAGCCUAUUCCAAGUACGAGCACGAACAGGAACUUGGAUCUAUUCGGUACGGUAAAAGAUCGGAAGAAGCCGAGGCCGAGGGGGUAUGCGAUUGCUGCAUGUGCGGUAAGAUGAUUCCCAGUGCAUUACCGAGCCCAAAGUCCCCAUCAGUGGAAUACCAAUCGUCCGUGAUCAGAUUCCUCUCGGCGCUGCCUACGUCGAACAAGCCUGAACCAGCUGGAAUCGACCAAGCGGUGCAGCACGAGUCGAUGUGCCCUGUCUGCAAGAUUAAAAGACUCCAGAUGUCUUUGCGAUCUCAGGAUUCAUCGAAACAACAACUAGUUGUACCCGCGAUCGCUAAGAAACUUACGCGUGAUCAACAAGUCAGCGUCUGUGGACAUUCGACGAGAACACCGCCUCGCACCACGUUCAACCAAAAAACCGAUCAAAGUUGCAUGGUAAACAUUUCGAAAAUCAAGCUCGAACGAACCAGGAGAAUAGACUUGUUCGUCGAAACUGUCGUUGCGGGAAAGGAUGCGCGGCAAAGGAUGAUGGUACCGCGAGAACAAGUUGAACAAGAAGACAAAGAGGAAUCAAAGGAAGAAGGCCAGUUGGAGGAGAAAGCCUCGAUAGACUGUCUUUGCAGCGAGUCGAUCGAAACGGAAUCCGGAUUGGUAAAGAGAGUGCGGUGUGCUUGCGGUGAUCCUGAUUGAUUUGCAUGCGCGCACAUGCUCUUAGGGGACGGAUAAGAUAUAUCGCGGAAUUGGAAACCGCUAGAAGAAUGCGUUCGCCACGCAAACGUAGCAACGAACGCGCUCAACGAAAGCUUCCGACCGAGCAAACGCCAAAAUAGAAUCGUAGAUGGAUGCGACAAAGGAAAUUGUAUGGUAUGUAAUUUCCAGUAAUGUAGCCGGUUCGAUGGUACUCUUCUAAAAUCAAUACCAGAGAGCCAUUGCAGAGGAGAAUGGUAGCCCUUUCAUCUGUUCGAUGCGUAAUAGGAUCAGCUAUCGACAUCAAAUUAAAUUUCAGCCCGGGCUUGACAAAAACGCGUGUGUCUAGCUAGAGUUUGUCCAUGGUUCUGACAAUUUUGUCUAUUCCAGUCAAAUGUAAAUUUGUAAUAAAAUCGACUCGCGUGAACGUUGGCCAAACCGUGUUCGUACCUUACGAUUAAAGAUACUCGCAAA
Molecule: messenger RNA, 5790 nt
Organism: Hylaeus anthracinus
Lineage: Eukaryota; Metazoa; Arthropoda; Insecta; Hymenoptera; Colletidae
Product: titin homolog
Exons: 5
Coding region: 1-5319 (1772 amino acids)
Biological process (GO): DNA-templated transcription
Source: RefSeq, a predicted model, not a curated record